This is a messenger RNA of Staurois parvus, 282 nucleotides long. The record is from the annotation of a GenBank genome assembly. NCBI's taxonomy places the organism in Eukaryota, Metazoa, Chordata, Amphibia, Anura, Ranidae.
AGUGAUAAGUACACCCAAAAGCGUCCCUAGGGUUGGUGUUGGUGCGGGGGGACAUAUCUACAUGGGAGACACAUCUUGCCGCUACACUGGACCCGCUCCAAGAAAAGGUAAGUUGUAAAGAAAGUCGACGAUCCCCGCAGGAUGGAUCGGAUCUGCAGACUGGUGAGCAUAAUGGAUUGGAGUCCGAUCCGUUAUACUCAAUCCGCAGAUCUGAUCCAUUCUGCAGGGAUCGUCGGAGGGGGUGUCACCAAGUAUUACCGCACCGGGUGACACCAACCCUAG